Molecule: messenger RNA, 4375 nt
Organism: Hipposideros armiger (great roundleaf bat)
Lineage: Eukaryota; Metazoa; Chordata; Mammalia; Chiroptera; Hipposideridae
Product: adenylate cyclase type 10-like
Exons: 29
Coding region: 18-4283 (1421 amino acids)
Biological process (GO): cyclic nucleotide biosynthetic process; intracellular signal transduction
Cellular component (GO): cytoplasm
Molecular function (GO): adenylate cyclase activity
Source: RefSeq, a predicted model, not a curated record
UCAACCCCGCCGCCACGAUGGCGACGGGUGAGCGGGUGGGGUCUUCGCUUCUGUGGCCUGUGGAGGCCCGGUUGGCGGCGCUGCUUCCCGACCUGCUGGUUUUCAGGAAGCCCCGGGGAUCGGAACCCGAGCUCACCACGGCCCAGGGCGUUCUCCUUGGCGUUCACGUGAUGGGGUUUACAGCAUUAAUGGACAGGUUCAGCCUGACCUGCAAGUCGGAACAGGACAUGGACAAACUGGCCCACAUCUUCAGUUAUUACAUUAGUGACAUCGUGGAGCAUGUGCUCUGUUUUGGAGGGGAUGUCCUAAAUAUCACAGGGAAUGUGCUCCUGGCACUCUGGACAGUGGAACAGAAUCAACUAAGUGACAUCAUUACUCUGGUGGCAAAAUGCAGUCUGGAGAUACAGGAGAAAUUUGGGAUCUACCAUACCAGAGAAGGCCAGGACCUGCAGCUAAAGAUAGGUCUGUCUGCAGGUCGGAUUUCCCAAGUUAUUGUUGGAGAUGAGCAGCGACAAUACUUCUUGGUGAUUGGACAAGAUGUGGACGAUGUCCAGUUAGCUCAGCGCUUGGCUCAGGCAAAUGAGAUUGUCUUGUCCUGGAACUGCUGGAAGCUCUGUGAGCAGUACAUGUUUGAAGUGGAAAUCAUGAGGGAGGAUGAAGCUGUGAAGUUAAGAGAUAUGCGAACCAUUGACCCAUUUGAUUUUGAUGAGCAUUUUGACAAGUGCCUCGAUUAUCUGCCCCAUUACCGGACAAGUUCUGACAUCCUAAGAACUGCCUUGGAGUUGGAUCCAGACUCUGCCCUUGAGAAAACCCUGCGGAAGCACAUAAUGAAAAACCUUUUGAAGAAGAUUGAUGAAGGCCAACCUAUGGAGUAUAUAUCGGAAUUCCGUACCAUGACUAUGGUUUUGGUCAGCCUAGAGUUCCACAAGACAGCACGGAUGUUGCAUUUCUGUCAUCUUAUCCAGGAGGCUGCCUUAUAUAUCUCCACAGUCAUAGAGACAGGGGGUGGCCAGCUGAUCCGGAUCUUUGUGUUUGAGAAACGCUGCACGUUCCUCUGUGGGUUUGGCCUUCCUGGGGAUAAGAAGCUAGAUGAGUGUACACGUGCCCUGGAGAGCUCCUUCAGCAUCUUCCGCUUCUGCUCGGAGAAUCUCGCUGAGAUCAAGCUUGUUUCCAUCAGUAUCACCAAUGGACCAGUCUUCUGUGGCAUGGUCGGGGCAGUAGCAAGACAUGAAUACACAGUGAUUGGUCCAAAAGUGAGCCUUGUGACCCGAAUGAUAACGGCUUAUCCAGGUUUGGUGUCCUGUGAUGAGGUAACAUAUCUAAGAUCCAUGCUACCUGCUUACAACUUCAAGAAACUGCCAGAGAAAAUGAUGAAAAACAUCUCCAACCCCGGGAAGAUGUAUGAAUAUCUUGGUCAUAGAAGAUGUAUAAUGUUUGGGAAGAGACAUUUGGCCAGAGAGAGAAAUAAAGAUCACCCUUUGUUAGACCGGGAGAAAGAACUGGAAGCCUUCCGAAUGGCACAGCAGGGAUGUUUGCAGCAGCAGAAGGGACGAGCAGUUGUGUAUGAAGGUGGAAAAGGCUAUGGCAAGAGUCAGCUGUUGGCCAAAAUAAACAUCCUGGCCCAGAAGGAAGGGCGCAGGGUGUUGCCAAUGAAGCUGAAGGAGGCAGAUUCCACGCAGUGCUUCUAUGCCAUUCAGACCCUCAUGGCCAUCUUCUUUGAGCUUGACACGUGCCCAGCCUGUUACCGGCAAGAGUGCCUGCACAUCCAGCUCCGUGGAGUGGUGGAAGAGCCACUGCACUGCCUCUUUAAUGACCUCUUCUUUGUGAAGGUAAUGAAGCAGUGGCUUCCUGAAUUGGAUUCGAAUGCCAUGAAAUCCACAGUGUACAGUAUUUCUCCUGCCAGCUCUGGAGAAGACCAGGAACUUUAUGUCUGCACAGUCAAGGAUGAUGUGAACUUGGACACAGUGCUUCUCCCACCAUUGUUAAAAGAAAUAGCAGUAAACCAGCUAGAUCAACUGAGCCCAGAAGAACAGUUGCUGAUUAAGUGCGCCGCCAUCAUUGGUCACUCCUUCCACCUGGAUCUGCUGCAGCACCUUCUGCCUGGCUGGGACAAACAGAAGCUACUUAGGGUGCUGAGGGCCCUCAUGGAUAUGCACGUGCUCCGCUGGUGCAGCAAGAGCCAGGAGCUUCCUGCUGAGCCAAUCUUGCUGCCUUCCUUGAUUGAGAUUAUUGAACAAACCAAAGAGACAAAGAAAACGUCGGAUGCUGGCUGUCCUCUCAGGCUACAGGAGGAACUAUCCCUACCCCAAACCGUGGUGCUGGAAUUUGGAGCGCCCCUGUUACGGGAAGCUGCGUGGGAGCUGUGGCCCAAGGCUCAGCUGAUAGCCCUGCACCUGGAAUGCGCCUGCUUUCUCCGAGAUUUGGCUUGCCGCUGCGGGAGCUGCUGUGGCGGGGACUUUGUCCCCUUCCACCGUUUUGCCGUUGGUUCUACUAAUUGCUCCAGGAGGACCUCCCGGUUCUGCAGUUACAGAAGUACUGGCUCGGUGCUAACACCAGUGAUCACAGACAGGUUGCAGCUGCCUUCUCCCCAAGAUAGCUUUCAGUUGCAGACAGAACCAUCCAGAAGUCUGGAGGCCUUCAUAAGUGAACACUGCAGAACAGAGGAUGAGUUCCUGGAUGAAGUGAACAGGAGGCUGGCUCAGACCAGCCACAAGAAAGACAGAUUGGCCACAAAGCCCUGUCACUGUGAGCAAAUCCUGAAGUCGGUGCUCUCACCUCUCACCCAGCACUGCCUGGUCAUCGGAGAAAACACUUGUGCAUUUUAUUACCUGCUGGAGGCUGCUGCCGCCUCCCUGGACCUGUCUGAUAAUUACAUGGCCUUCUUUUAUUUGAGAAAGGCAAGUAGUCUUCUGGGCCAACCCUCAGCAUUCUCAUUCUUGAAAAAGCGCAAGGUGAAGAUCUCUCAGUUUGAGGAGGCCACUUUCUGCCAUCUUCGGUCAGAGGUCUGUUUCAACAUGGGACAGAUCGCCUUGGCCAAAAAACUGGCUAGGCAAGCCCUUCGACUGCUGAAAAGGAGUUUCCCUUGGACCUGGUUUGGUGUCCUUUUCCAAACAUUCCUAGAAAAAGAUUGGCAUUCCUGUUCCCCGAGCCAACCUUCAAACAACCCUAGUGAGAAGAAGAAGAGCUUGGCUGUCCUGCAGCAGCAGGUGCACUGCCUCUCCCUGCUCGGGCAGCUCUAUAACCUGGAGGCCACACCCAGCAGCCGCAGGUUUGCCUGCCUGGCUGCUCUCAUGCAGAAGAAUUCAGCCGAGGAGCUUGCGCAUGACCCCCAGGUUGUCUCCACCUACGUGGCCCUCUCGCAGUUCUCCCAGAAUGUGGGUGACAGGGACAAAUGGCUGCACUGCGAGCAGAUGGCCAUUCAGAAGAGCAGCCUGUGCUGGUUCUCCAGGGAGGGACUGCUGGCCACCGCCCGGCUCCUGCAGGCCCUGGCCUACACCAAACUCUGCCUCGGCCACCUUGAGUGCUCCAUCAAGCUGGGUUUUCAAGCCCAUGAGAUAUGCAGACACCUCAAAAGACCAGCUCUGGAGAAUCUCGUUCUCUCAGUUCUCUUCAGAUCUGCAUUUCUGAAGAAGAAAUUUGAUCUGUGUGUCCAUGUGCUGGAGAGUCAGAGGGCACUCAUUUCCCGGUAUCACGAUGUCCUUGGCCUCGCCUGCUUCUAUUCUGCUUGCUUAGAUCUGCUGCUCUAUGGAAAAGGAUCGCUGUGUCGGCCCUUUGGGGAGUGUCUACAUUUCAUUCAACACUAUGAGCACAGCUGCGUUCUAACCUCUCGGAGCAAUGUCAUGCUGGGGUUCCACUCCUCUCUGGCUCUGUGGUUUGCCCAACACUCGCAGUGGGACCUGUUUGAACACCACUUCUCCAAGGCUCACCAGUUGGUGAAAAGAACCAAUGCCUCACUGUUUGGUUCACAUGGCUUUGUCCGAUUCCUCGAGUGUCACGUGCUAAUGUUACAGAAACUGCCAGGGGGUGUCUUCAUGCAUAUUCCCCCAGAGACUCACAGUCAAACCCUCAAGUACUUUAAGGAGUUCUUCUCUCGGUGUGCAACCUGCCCUGUCUACUACCAGUGGGUGUCUGAGCUUAAAGCCUCCGUAAUGAGAUGUGGAAAGAGAGAACUCAUGUCCUUGACAAACAUUACCCGUCCUUUUGACACCUGCUUGACCAGGAUUUGGGUAGAGGGAGAAUUCCUGGAGGAAGACAACUCCUUUGAAGACAGUUUAGGAAUAUAGAGAUUUGACAGAGUGGCUGAAGCCAAGGAGAACAGGGAUAAAGAAGAAAUUCAAGAAUAUAUAUGUUGAAACAAACAAAAAUCAUCUAAAGG